GCAAUGUAACGAGUAAAACAUCGUGACGGACAUUUGGGGGUUUGAGUGGAGAGAUGAGAAGAUGACUAGUGCUGCAGUUGUAGUAGCCCUUCCUUCUCCCCCUAUUCUUAACGGGUCUCUUGCUUCUCCAACUCCCACUAAUAGCAGCUCGAACAGAAAGGAUGGAAUUGGAGAGCAAAUGGUAAUGAAGCAGACAGGGGAUGGUGGGUACAAGUGGCGCUUGGUUAUUGCUUAUGACGGCACCCGUUAUGCAGGAUGGCAAUAUCAGAGUUCACCACCUACCGUACAGUGCUUUGUGGAGAAAGCUCUAAUGAGCGCUACGAAGCUGGAAAGGAACGAUCUUCAUUUCGUUGGUGCAAGUAGGACGGAUAAAGGAGUACAUGCCUGGGGUCAGGUUGCACACUUUGUCACACCUUUCGGCUAUGACAGCAUUGAAAGCAUUCACGCUGCUCUCAACGGUCUUCUUCCUGAUGAUAUCCGAGUUAGGGAGAUCAACCCUGCAGUGCCUGAAUUCCAUGCUCGUUUUUCAGCGAAAAGUAAGAUUUAUCAUUACAAAAUAUAUAACGACACAUUCAUGGAUCCAUUUCAGCGCCACUAUGCUUACCAUAGUGCUCAUAAGCUAAACGCCACUGUUAUGCGAGAAGCUGCAAAGUAUUUUAUUGGAAAGCAUGAUUUCUCUGCUUUUGUCAAUGCUUCCCAGAAGGAACGAGUGCGUGAUCCAGUGAAGGAUAUAUUCCGUUUUGAUGUCAUUGAAUUGGGAGUUCUUGUACGGCUAGAAGUUGAAGGCUCCGGCUUCUUAUACAGACAAGUCCAGAACAUGGUCGCUCUGCUGGUUCAAAUUGGAAGGGAAGCACUUCCUCCUGAUAUUGUUCCCAAGAUAUUGGCAACACGAGAUCGGAGAGCGCUUGCCAAAUAUACCAUGUUUGCUCCACCUCACGGGCUCUGUCUUGUGACGGUCAAGUACAACGAGGCGCAUCUACGGCUUCCAUUCGGUUCCUUCACGACCAGUUUUGGUAGGCAUUAUACUAUUGGCUCAUGUAAGCUUCCAUUCUACUAAGAAUUUCACUUGUACCAACCAAACAAUAUACAACAAGUAAUAACAUGAUUGUUCAAUAAAUAAUAUUAACUUCAAUUUGUUA
Molecule: messenger RNA, 1139 nt
Organism: Pyrus x bretschneideri (Chinese white pear)
Lineage: Eukaryota; Viridiplantae; Streptophyta; Magnoliopsida; Rosales; Rosaceae
Product: tRNA pseudouridine synthase A 1
Exons: 6
Coding region: 62-1057 (331 amino acids)
Biological process (GO): tRNA pseudouridine synthesis
Molecular function (GO): RNA binding; pseudouridine synthase activity
Source: RefSeq, a predicted model, not a curated record